CCAAAUGAUUUGUCAAUAUCCUGCAAGUCAUCUCACUCUGAUUAUGUUCUGUUCAUUAAUCAGUAUACAGGUACAGAGUUUCCCUGCGAAGAGCUCAAUGCUUCAUCCUCCAUUCCUACUUCAGUCCAUGAACUCCGACCAGCAGAUGUCAAAGUUGUGGCGGCAGUGGGGGAUUCUUUGACAGCAGGGAACGGCAUCGCUUCCAGCCCAAAUAACAUCCUGGACGUCUUACGUCAGUACCGAGGUUUAUCGUGGAGUGUUGGUGGAGAUGGAAACCUUACGUCUGUAACCACCCUGCCCAACAUUUUAAAACAUUUCAACCACAACGUGACCGGCUACUCGCUUGGUGUUGGCGAUCAGGACAGUCCACAGGCUUUCCUUAACCAGGCAGUGCCAGGUGGGAAGAGCAAGGAUAUACCUUCACAAGUGCGUGCCCUCGUGACCAGGAUGAAAAAUGAUGCUAGAAUCAACUUUGAAUCAGACUGGAAGCUGAUCACCAUUUUUAUUGGUGGAAAUGAUGUUUGUGCACACUGCGAGAACAGUCUCUUAUUCUCUGUGGAAAACUACAUAAAGUUUCUCCAGGAAAGCUUGGACUAUCUUCAUAAAGAGGUUCCCAGAGCUUUGGUGAACCUUGUGGAGCCUCUACAUAUAAUCCCGCUUAGAGAAAUGCACACGGACAAAUCACUGAAAUGUCCAACAUGGCUCGUAAAUAUAUUGUGCCCGUGCGUUGUCUUGCCAGAGCCCAACUCUGAAGCUCUUCAGAUUUUGGAGACCCUCAACAGAGGAUAUCAGCGCUCGCUGCAUAAGCUUGUUGAAUCUGGCCGUUACGAUACGCGCCCAGACUUCACUGUGGUCAUUCAGCCUUUCCUCAGAGACAUCACUAUGCCCAGACUGCCGGACGGCCGCCCGGAUCGUUCUUUCUUCAGCGCUGACUGCUUCCAUCUCAGCCAAAAAGCCCAGACCCUGAUGGCUCGUUCCCUUUGGAACAACAUGCUGGAACCUCUGGGCGCCAAAACCUCCAGCCAGGAUUUUAAUUCUGCUAUUGAUCUGAAAUGCCCAACAAAGGACUCACCCUUUAUUCGGACCUAUAAUAACAGUGACUACAUGUAUUCUGGACCCCCUCCAACACCGGAACCUAUUAAUGACUGGGGAAGUGAUUUUUCUUGCAACAACUUGACUCCACCUGACAGUCAACCAACAUCAGUUCACAAGCUGAGACCAUCAGACAUACGGGUUGUUGCAGCACUGGGAGACUCUUUAACAGCGGGCACUGGUGCAAAAUCGAAAUCCCUGCUGGAUAUGAAUACAGAAUUCAAAGGAGUAUCAUGGAGCAUCGGAGGGGAUGAAACUUUGGAGACUGUCACAACACUGCCAAAUAUUUUGAAGAAGUUCAACCCUGGUUUGAAGGGUUUCUCCAAAGGUCAAGGGCGAUGGCAAAAGGGCUUCAACUUGGCUGUUGCUGGAGCAAAGAGCUCGGAGCUUACUGAACAAGUCAAAGCUCUCAUCAAGGCCAUGAAAGAAAAUAAGGAGGUGAAUUUUGAAACUGACUGGAAACUUGUGACAGUUUACAUCGGAAUAACGGAUCUUUGUAAUUACUGCUUGGAUCAAAAUAAUUUCUCACCAAAGAACUACAGCAACAACCUCAUGCUUGGUUUGGACAUGCUUUACAACGAGGUACCAAGGGUGCUGGUAAACCUGGUGGACAUCAUGCAGAUUGAUGUGUUUAAGACUGUCAAAAAAGACACGCUGCUCUGUUCACUAGAGCAGAGGUCCAGCUGUCACUGUGUUAUCAAUCCAGCCGACAACUCUCCAGAGGUUGCAGAAAUCAAACGAAUCAAUCGCAAUUACCAGACUGAGAUCGAGUAUCUUGUCUCUGGGGAUCGUUAUGAUGGAAAAGAAGACUUUGCGGUUGUGCUGCAACCCUUUUUCCACUACUCCUUCAUCCCUCAAACUGGAGUGGGCGAGACAGACACAAGUUUCUUCUCUGUCGACUGCUUCCACAUGAGCGAACGGGCUCAUGCGGAGAUGGCCAUCGCACUGUGGAACAACAUGCUGGAGCCUGUUGGCAGGAAGCAGGUCUACAACAACUUCACACAUGACCGCUCCAAGAUUCGCUGCCCCUCUGAGGCCUCCCCGUUUAUCUUCACUAAAAUCAACAGUCUACCAGCACCUCCCGUGCCUACUGCUGAUCCCACCACCGACGGCAUCGCCACCACCCUCGGUUCCACUACGCUGCCGAGGUGUUCGGCCUCCAUUCCUGUGUGGGUGCCUGUGGUUGUGGGAGUUGUUAGUUUACUGGCUGGCAUCAUCGGCUGCUGGCUCGUUAUGUCCUUCAUUCGACGUACAAAAACCAAGAAGAGUGCAAACAGCUUUCAAAAUAGAGCCACUGAGUUUUAAAGUUCAAGUUCUUUGUGGAAUUUUAAAAAGCCUUUAUUGGUUUCCCUUGAAGGCCUUCUGAAUAAUUCCCUAAUUUCAAAACAAGAGUUUUGGGGUUUCUUUGUUUUGCUUGGUGACUUUUGCCAGCAGCUGGUAAUCUGAAACUGUUCCAUCUUGUAGCUCAGUUUAUCAGUUUGGUAACCAAGUAAUUUGUGUUUCUGUAUAUUGAUUCAAUUAAGAUUUAUGAGUCUAGAAUAGAUGUUUUGUAUAUUUCUCCAUAUUCAAAUUUAUUUAUUGAUAAAAUAAAAAAAAAAAAAAUUUGAUGUACCUAAAAACUGUGUUUGUUUUAUUUCUCUUUAGCCUGCAAAGUCUGACCUGGUCCUCCAUAAAAAAGAAAAAAACAACAACAACUAGCAAUGCCUUUAAUUGAUAUUAAUAACUUUCCAUUCAAUAUCUGUGAAUUGACUUCUUCAGUUCGGUGAACAAAAGAAGUGAAAAAAUAUAUAUAUAUGAGAUUAUUUUGUCACAAACUCAC
Messenger RNA from Fundulus heteroclitus (mummichog), 2911 nucleotides. Its product is annotated as phospholipase B1, membrane-associated. Gene Ontology annotation, molecular function: A2-type glycerophospholipase activity; retinyl-palmitate esterase activity; phosphatidylcholine lysophospholipase A1 activity. The record is from RefSeq and is a predicted model, not a curated record. The transcript is spliced from 28 exons. Gene Ontology annotation, cellular component: brush border membrane. Gene Ontology annotation, biological process: phospholipid metabolic process. NCBI's taxonomy places the organism in Eukaryota, Metazoa, Chordata, Actinopteri, Cyprinodontiformes, Fundulidae. The annotation marks the transcript as partial.